UCCUCAAAAAUUGCCUGCCAAUUCAAUAACAGAGAAUAUAUAAAGAUGUCUGAAACACAGGAGAUCCCCAUUUUUCUUCAGAAACCAAGACGCGUAGUGAGGAAGUUCUUGGCGAGGCCGCAGCAUGAGGGGAAUGGCGCCAUCGUCAGAAGAAGCAUUGGGAGAUAUGAACUGAAAUAUUUCGACCCAUUUCUUGUUCUGGAUGAGUUCUCAGUUGCUACUCCUGCUGGAUUUCCUGAUCAUCCACAUAGAGGUUUUGAAACAGUAACUUACGUGCUUGAGGGAGCUAUAAAACAUGAAGACUUUGAAGGUCAUGUGGGCAUACUAAGAACUGGUGAUCUUCAAUGGAUGACUGCCGGCCGAGGAAUUGUUCACUCAGAAAUGCCAUUAGGAUCGGGGAUUUCAAAGGGAUUGCAGCUUUGGAUUAAUCUAUCAUCCAAUAACAAAAUGUGAGCAUAAAAGUUAGAAAUCAACCUUUAUUUUAUUUUAUGAUGAGUAGAUAAGAUUAUAGA
Molecule: messenger RNA, 512 nt
Organism: Dendrobium catenatum
Lineage: Eukaryota; Viridiplantae; Streptophyta; Magnoliopsida; Asparagales; Orchidaceae
Product: pirin-like protein
Exons: 5
Coding region: 46-453 (135 amino acids)
Source: RefSeq, a predicted model, not a curated record